Molecule: messenger RNA, 3659 nt
Organism: Colius striatus (speckled mousebird)
Lineage: Eukaryota; Metazoa; Chordata; Aves; Coliiformes; Coliidae
Gene: PRKAR2B
Product: protein kinase cAMP-dependent type II regulatory subunit beta
Exons: 11
Coding region: 296-1663 (455 amino acids)
Biological process (GO): regulation of protein phosphorylation
Cellular component (GO): cAMP-dependent protein kinase complex
Molecular function (GO): cAMP-dependent protein kinase regulator activity
Source: RefSeq, a predicted model, not a curated record
UUCAGUCACGGACGGGGCUGCCGCCGCCGCGCCAAGUGUGGGGCGAAACGGAGCGAGAGGCUGCGGCGGCCGAGGCUGCCAGCUAGCCGCUUCCCCCCGCCCACUCCCACCUGCGCCGCCGCCCGCCCCUUUCUCGUUACCCACGGGCGAUCCGCCGGGCGCGCCUCGUCCCCCCGGGCUGCGGACCCCCGGCCCCGGCCGCCGCCCGACAGCUCUCUCCCCUCCUCCUCCUCCGCUCCCCUUCCCCUCUCCGCCCCCCUUCUAACCAGGCUGCGCCCCCCCGGCCGGCCCCGGCAUGAGCAUCUCCAUCCCGGCGGGGCUGACGGAGCUGCUGCAGGGCUUCACGGUGGAGGUGCUGCGGAGCCAGCCUGGGGACCUGCUGGAGUUCGCUCUCCAGUACUUCGGGCGCCUGAAGGAGGAGGCGGCGGCGGCCAAGGCGGCGGCAGCGGCGGAGAAAGGGGCGAGCGGCCGCAAGGCAGGCACCCCCGCGCCCGGCCAUGACAGGGGCGGCCAGCCGCCGCGCCGGGUUCCCCUCGACGCCCGCGGGGUCAACUUCGCCGAGGAGCCCAUGCAAACCGACUCCGAGAGCGGCGAGGAUGAAGAGCAGUUCCCGGGUAAGGGCCCCCCGCCUCGCCCGGCUCUGGAGGGAAGGAGCGACGCGUCCGGUAAGGACAGGCACGGCGGAGGCGGCUCCCUCAGCUACCCGGGCUCAGCUCCAGCAAUAAACCGAUUCACCAGACGGGCAUCAGUAUGUGCAGAAGCUUACAAUCCUGAUGAGGAAGAGGAUGAUGCAGAAUCCAGGAUUAUUCACCCUAAAACAGAUGAUCAAAGGAACAGACUGCAGGAGGCAUGCAAAGACAUUCUUCUAUUUAAGAACCUAGAUCCGGAGCAGAUGUCUCAGGUCUUAGACGCGAUGUUUGAAAAGCUGGUUGAAGGAGGGGAACACGUCAUUGAUCAAGGGGAUGAUGGUGACAACUUCUACGUCAUUGAUAGAGGUACAUAUGAUAUUUAUGUAAAAUGCGAUGGUGUUGGGAGGUGUGUUGGAACCUAUGAUAACCGAGGAAGUUUUGGUGAGUUGGCCUUAAUGUACAAUACACCCAGAGCAGCUACAAUUAUAGCUACUUCUCCUGGUGCCAUCUGGGGUUUGGACAGGGUAACGUUCCGAAGAAUCAUUGUAAAAAAUAAUGCCAAAAAGAGAAGAAUGUAUGAAAACUUUAUUGAGUCAUUGCCAUUCCUUAAAUCUUUAGAAGUAUCUGAGCGUUUAAAAGUGGUCGAUGUGAUUGGCACCAAAGUGUACAAAGAUGGAGAACAAAUCAUUGCUCAGGGUGACUUGGCUGAUUCUUUCUUCAUUGUGGAGUCUGGAGAAGUGAGGAUUAUAAUGACAAGAAAGGGUAAAGAAGAUGUAGAAGAGAACGGAGCAGUUGAAAUAGCUCGAUGCUCGAGAGGACAGUAUUUUGGAGAACUUGCUCUUGUAACUAACAAACCGCGAGCUGCUUCUGCAUUUGCUCUUGGCACUGUCAAGUGUUUAGUUAUGGAUGUGCAGGCAUUUGAAAGGCUUUUGGGACCUUGUAUGGAAAUUCUGAAAAGAAACAUUGCAAACUAUGAGGAGCAGCUAGUUGCUCUGUUUGGAUCAAACAUGGACAUUGCCGAUCCCAGUGCAUGAACUAAACAUUGGAGCGACAAGAUCUGUUAUGAGAAUAUAGCACAGUAGUGGUUAGUCCACUGAGAAAUUGUCUCUCUUCCUAUAGAUGCCAAGCAUUUUCUGUGAUUUUAAGAGUGGGGUUGGGGGGUAUUUUUUUGACUUAUUACAGUGGAAGUACUAAUAAACAAACCAGGAAUUUAAUAAAUUGUGGGCUUGAUUUUUUUAAAGUGCUUAGCAUUGCUGGUCUUGUCUGCCAUUAAGACGAUCCAUAGUAGCACAGCACCUUUCAAAAUCAAGUCCUUUAACAAAGCAUUUCCUUAAAGAGUAGAUGUCAGAAGGCCCUCAUAUGAUGAACUUCUUAAAUGAGCUUCUGUUCUUCAAAAAGGUUACAACUUUUCUGGAAAGACUGUUAGUUUGAAUGUGAUAUGUUGAAAGUAUUAGUGCACACAAAGUGUUUAUAUGUAUUAAUACAGAAGAUAUACAGUAGAUAUUACUUUCUAUUACAGUUGUCAUGAUUUUAUGUUGCAUUUAUCACAGAUGUAGUGAAUCACAAGACUAAUCGUAAGAUAAAGCAUGACAAUGCAUUUUGUGUAAUGCUCAUGACCCGAAAUCUGAUUUUUAACAUUUUGUAAUUUGUUUUAAAGUCCUCUUUGUUUAAUAUGUCAUGUUUCAGCACGACAUUGUAAUAUCUUAUGCAAUUUAGAGGACUCGUAUAUUUUUGCAAUAAACUGCAUUUUUUAUUAGUUACAUGUAUUCUGUACAGUCUAGAGUGAGGACAGCUGACAAAGUAACCUUAAUGCUUUACAAGCAAAGGCAUAGGUCAUUGUCGUGUUCUGCCCAGUCAUAUAUAACCUAUAUUGUUUUCCUUCUCCCUUGUUUUAUAUUUAUGCAUUUUGUCUUCUCCCUCUAUGCUUGUUCUGUAGUUAUUUUUUUUUUAGAUCUCACCUUUUUUAUCUGUUAAAUCUUUUACCUAUUUCAAAUUAAAUGAUCUCCCUGUACCUCUCUUUUUGCAGUCUAAUCCUGGGUGUCAAAGACCAGAUUCAAUUAGUGAAGUGAUUGAUAUCAAAGCUUGUUCUUGACAAAUCCUUAGGAGGAAGUAAAAAAAACCCAAUAAUAAUUGAAAAAGAUAAUACUGCAAAAGCUCUGCACACAUCUGCAAAGUGUGUUGUUGUUAAAGCUAACGUGUCCUGCAUUCAAAAACCUGUAGGUCAUCAUCAAAUAGUAUCUGUUUAGCCAUUAAUGCAUGGGACACCGGCUAAGACCGAGGAGAGAGAAUAUCAUUUUAAUUAAGAGCACAGGGCUCAUUGCUUACAAGGGUCUGUGACUGGAAAUUUCAGGCACAGUCCAAUUUCAGUACUGCUUACUGACCUGUUGGUUGAUAUACAUGGAAAGCUAGUGCAGAGAGUGACGACUGGCAGUAACUCUGCCAAAGUGAUACUACAAAAUGAUGGGAAGGCUGCUUGUGCCCUGUUUCAGUCACUUGAAUUACAACAUCUUUCCUUCUUAGGUUAUGACUUUUCUAAUGCCAUAUAUUUGUGUAUGUUGCUGUAAUUCUUAUCCUAUAGUUAGUGAUACAUUCUGACAAUUUAUAUAAUCAUACCUGUCUAUGAAAUUAUGAUUAUAUGAUAAUAUAUAAUUUAUAUCAUACAGUAUGAUAUAAAUUAUAAGUCAGUUUCCUGACAAAAUACAACCUGAGCAAAAUUUACAAAUCUCAUGGGUUUUUUUUACCUAGAAACCUGGAAAUGAAUAAUUGCACAUAUGAUAAUUUGCCUUUGAACUUCUGAUUUAUGGAAAAAGAGAAGCCUGUUAUACUAGAAGGAAAAAUCAGGUAACCAAAAGCUACAUUCCUGUCAUUCUGUAUGCUCAGUCUCUGAAAGCUACCUAUAUUUUGCACUAGCUUGAUGUGAUUAAGAAAAAUGCUAGAAAUCACUUGUACGGCAGUAAACUGCAAUCAAGGCCAUUAAUGCCAGUCACGAUAUUUUCAAUAUUGUUGGUUAUAUUUAAAGUUUCCUUACAA